Molecule: messenger RNA, 1175 nt
Organism: Mus caroli (Ryukyu mouse)
Lineage: Eukaryota; Metazoa; Chordata; Mammalia; Rodentia; Muridae
Gene: Tspan17
Product: tetraspanin 17
Cellular component (GO): plasma membrane
Source: RefSeq, a predicted model, not a curated record
UCCGGGUGUGGCGGUCCGAGCGCCGGGGGCGGUGCCAUAGCGGGCGGGGCAGCCGGUGAGCUGUGUGGCUUUGACCAUGAAGCCGCAGCCACCGGGCUAGGCCCGGGGCUGCUCCAGGCCUGGGCAGCCCGCAGAGGGCUGGGCCGGUCCCCAGCUCGGGUUCCCGGGGCGGCAGGUGGCCGCUCACCAUGCCCGGCAAGCACCAGCAAUUCCAGGACCCUGAGGUCGGCUGCUGCGGGAAAUACUUCCUGUUUGGCUUCAACAUUGUCUUCUGGGUGCUGGGAGCCCUGUUCCUGGCCAUUGGCCUCUGGGCCUGGGGUGAGAAGGGCGUUCUCUCCAACAUCUCGGCGCUGACAGAUCUGGGUGGUCUUGACCCCGUGUGGCUGUUUGUGGUGGUGGGGGGAGUCAUGUCAGUGCUGGGCUUCGCCGGCUGCAUUGGGGCCCUCCGGGAAAACACCUUCCUGCUCAAGUUCUUCUCUGUGUUCCUCGGCCUCAUCUUCUUCCUGGAGCUGGCCGCGGGGAUCCUGGCCUUCGUCUUCAAGGAUUGGAUCCGAGACCAACUUAAUCUCUUCAUCAACAACAAUGUCAAAGCCUACCGGGAUGAUCUCGAUCUUCAGAACCUUAUCGACUUUGCUCAGGAAUACUGGUCUUGCUGUGGCGCCCGAGGGCCCAAUGACUGGAACCUCAAUAUCUACUUCAACUGCACUGACUUGAACCCAAGCCGUGAGCGCUGUGGGGUGCCCUUUUCCUGCUGUGUUAGGGACCCAGCGGAAGAUGUCCUCAAUACCCAGUGUGGCUAUGACAUCCGACUCAAACUGGAGCUCGAGCAGCAGGGCUCCAUCUACACCAAAGGCUGUGUGGGCCAGUUUGAGAAGUGGCUACAAGACAACCUGAUCGUGGUGGCCGGAGUCUUGGUGGGGAUCGCCCUCCUCCAGAUAUUUGGCCUCUGCUUGGCCCAGAACCUCGUGAGUGACAUCAAGGCGGUGAAGGCCAACUGGAGCCUGCUGUCUCAGACCUCUCCAUACUCACCAUGACCUUGAGCCUGCCUGGAGCUUGCCUUGGCCUCAGUGUCACAGCCUCUGAAACGGGUCCAAGAAUUCUCUCUCUCGCUUGCCUCUCAGGAUCACACUUGGCGAUGGCUACAAACGACUCAAUAAACAACACUUUGAAAAACA